Molecule: messenger RNA, 1070 nt
Organism: Astyanax mexicanus (Mexican tetra)
Lineage: Eukaryota; Metazoa; Chordata; Actinopteri; Characiformes; Acestrorhamphidae
Gene: atp5mc3a
Product: ATP synthase membrane subunit c locus 3a
Exons: 5
Coding region: 202-621 (139 amino acids)
Biological process (GO): proton transmembrane transport; proton motive force-driven ATP synthesis
Molecular function (GO): proton transmembrane transporter activity
Source: RefSeq, a predicted model, not a curated record
CAAUAAAGUUUUAAUACAAAGACCUUGCAGUGACGUCAGUUGUCCAUCCGGGACUUUUUUAUUUUUAUUUUUUAUUUUUUCUGUGCUGUGGAGACUCCGCGCAGGCGCAGUGUGUACCAACCGCUUCGACCUCCGGCUAAGACAGUGCUCGGUUGCUGCUGCCAAAUUCGGUAUAACCGGUAAAACAGGACAAACUCCAUAAUGUACGCCUGUGCGAAAUUCGUCUCCACACCUGCCCUGGUCCGCUCUGGAUCCCGAGCUCUAUACAGACCAGUGUCUGCUGCUGUACUGUCUAGGCCAGAGGUCAAUACAGAGGCCACUGCUGCUCUCCUGCCCCAGUCCCCCAUCACCCAGAUGUGUCUGCGAAGCUUCCAGACCAGUGCAGUGAGCCGGGACAUUGACACUGCCGCUAAGUUCAUUGGAGCUGGAGCUGCCACCGUUGGAGUGGCUGGAUCUGGAGCUGGAAUUGGAACUGUGUUCGGCAGUCUUAUCAUCGGAUAUGCCAGGAAUCCAUCUCUGAAGCAGCAGCUCUUCUCGUAUGCUAUUCUGGGGUUCGCUCUCUCUGAAGCCAUGGGGCUCUUCUGUUUGAUGGUUGCUUUCCUUAUCCUGUUCGCCAUGUAAAAUAAACUAACGGUGGAAACGUACGCUGUUUCGAAUUGUGACUUCAACCAUUGCGCCCUAAAGUGUCUGCUCUUUAAUGUCCAUGUAAAAGAAAAAGUGCAUUUUGAAAUUCACUCUGUCAAAAUGAUAAUGUGUUAUACAAAUGUAAGCAAUUGCGAAAUUAAAAACAGAUUUGAACUAUUUAAAGGACGGUGUAGUUUUUGUACUAGGGCCAUCUUGUUGAACAAAGGCAGCAGUUCCAACGGUGCUCCCCAGAAUGUCAACCUUGAAGAUUCAUAGCAAAACUAUCACAAUUGGGGAAAGUGUAUUUGUUUUGGGUCCACUCAUUUUCAGGGGUUCAGCAACUAUUAUAACUGAUACUGGUGGAUAGUGAACAUGUAAGUAGGCUGCAACUGGUUAAGACCUUUUGCUUUUGUAAAUUGCAUUAAAUAAAUAUAGAUUUCUGUUUA